UUUUCACCAUAAUUCGUAAUGAUUAUUUUAGGUUAAGUGUUUUUUAUUAUUUUUAUUUUCAAAAUGUACAAUGUCAAAGGAACUAGUAAAUUUGUCGCAAAAACGACAAGAAGAGGUAUUCCACAAAAUAUAGAAAAUCUGAGAGAACCGAAUAAAAAAGUGACCGAAAAUGAAGAUAAUGAUUAUAAAAAUGGUCCAAAGCCAGUUUUUCAUAAAAAGUCAUCACCUUCUAGUCCAAAACAUAAUCAAAUUACGCCGCAGCAUGAAGAAAUUAUAAAUUUCAUCCACGAAUCAUGGAAUUCAGUUUGUGCCGAAUUUGAAGAAAGUGCAGAACGAAACGAAGGUGAACCAUCAGUUUGUUAUUAUGAAGAUGGACCAUGUAUAUCACUUCAAGAUUUUAGACCCUUUGACUUAGAAUCGUGGUGGGGUAAACGACUGUUUGCUUAUGUUACCAAUCCAGAAACGCAAAAAAAUUAGUCUACCAUUUAUCUCAAUAUUUUUUUAGAUAAAUUUUAUCCUCAAAUACGAUUUUUUUAUUUAUUAGACACUGUUUGUGUAUAUAGAAAAGUUUGUUGUUUGUUUUGUUAAUGCAAUUGUUUUAUUUGCAUGUUAUUUGUUAAAUAAAUUUUUUUAAAACCGUC
Molecule: messenger RNA, 641 nt
Organism: Diorhabda sublineata
Lineage: Eukaryota; Metazoa; Arthropoda; Insecta; Coleoptera; Chrysomelidae
Product: MAPK regulated corepressor interacting protein 2
Exons: 5
Coding region: 64-477 (137 amino acids)
Source: RefSeq, a predicted model, not a curated record